AUGGCUAGCUCCAAAGGAUCACAGAGUGUGAUGUAUCCAGGAAAGCAUGCUUUGCUCCCUCCAAAAAUACCAUUUCAUAGCGUAUCAGCACCGUAUUCCGAGUAUAUUCCCAGUGGUUUCAUUGGUUCGAGGCACGGUCAAAAGCUUAGUGAUGAGAAAACACACCACCAACGGACUUCCUCCGAGAGCCAUUUGGUAGAAGAACUUCCCUUUUGGCUUGAUCAUCUUCUCAAUGAGCCAGACAGCCCUGCUCGCAAAUGCGGUCAUCGGCGUUCAUCGAGUGACUCUUACGCUUAUCUAGACGUGGCUAAUGCUACAAACAUAAGUUUGACCCUCCAAAAUGAUUUCGGUUAUAGGAAUACCACUCAAAGGGGAAUUCAGGACGCGGCCUUCUACUCCGAUGCUAAUUUUUUAAAACACAAUAAUCAUUCGUUGGGGGCAUCUGGGGCUCGUCCUUGUUGGCUACCUUCCGCUCGAGAGAGGGUUUGUGGGAAAAACAUGGGAGCAUCAUAUAUGUCUCAAGAAGCAACAGUAGAAACAAACAACUAUGCGGAAACGCUUUCUCAUGACCCUAAAAGGUUCUCUUCUGAGGAAAACAAUUCCAAUCCUCAGCCUGUGACGUAUGAGGCUGACAAUAUAAAACGAGCCAAACAGCAAUUUGCACAACGAUCACGGGUCCGUAAGCUCCAGUACAUAUCUGAGCUAGAAAGGAAUGUACAAGCAUUGCAGGCGGAAGGAUCCAAAGUUUCAGCUGAGCUUGAUUUUCUCAACCAGCGGAAUCUUAUUCUGAGUAUGGAAAAUAAAGCUCUUAAGCAGCGACUAGAAAGUAUAGCUCAAGAGAAGCUGAUCAAACAAUUGGAGCAGGAGGUGCUGGAAAAGGAGAUUGGAAGACUACGAGUACUUUAUCAGCAACAACAACAAAAAACUCAUAAACCAUCAGUAAGACACGGACGUGCUACAAGCAAAGAUCUCGAAUCUCAGUUCUCAAGUCUUUCCCUGAACACCAAUGAUUCCAACUGUAGGCGUGGCUCUGUAUCUGCGAUGGGUCAGUUCCACUUUUAG
Molecule: messenger RNA, 1062 nt
Organism: Arabis nemorensis
Lineage: Eukaryota; Viridiplantae; Streptophyta; Magnoliopsida; Brassicales; Brassicaceae
Source: the annotation of a GenBank genome assembly